ACAUAUUGGCUGCGGUGAAGACCAGGGCUAGCAUCGUGUCAACGGAAUUCACGAAACUAUUCAAGCGUCUAGAGAAGGACAGGUGGGCGAACGUCAAGAGUAAUAUCCUGAAGAUAGCCUGUCACAUACGAUCCCUGCUGCACGAAUGCAACGCAUGCGCAGCUACGCCGCCACCAAAGCUCUAUAGGCAAGAAGAGGUUGUCAUGCAUGCAUGCGCCAAGCUGGUGCACUUCAUAGAAAGCUUCGGUCCAAUCAAUGGCAGGAAGCCGGCGAAGGCGACGCUAGUGGACCACAUCAGCGCCCUCACGGGGGAGUUUCGCAAACUAAUCGACCUCAUACUCAGCAAUGAAAUACAUAAAGUCGUUCAUUGCAUCGACACGGCAGAGAACAUUGCCAGUCUGAAGUACGCAGUGAGUCGGCUCACAAAGCUAGGCCUGGAGGGAGACAACAUGUGUGCUGUCAUCGCCAAGGAGGGAGGCGUUAGGGCGUUACUCAGUGUCUGUAUGUCUGGGGAGCUAGACUUUGCCUGGGACAUGGCGCUGCGCGGACUCGCUACCAUCUGCUGUGUAGCCGACAGCAUUGCCGAGCUCGAGAAGGGUAACGGCAUCUACUGCCUGACGGAGAUACUAUUCGACCAGGCGACACCGGUGGCGCUGCGAGCGGAGGCGGCGGGUGUCGUCGCUCAGGUCACCUCUCCUCUGCUCGACCACUGUCACAAGCUGCAGGGCUUCAUGGAAAACCUCGAGGAGCUCAUAUAUUCUCUCACAGAGCUAUGUCGGGAGGCACAGAAUCCGGAGUUCUUUCUCCUCGGAGCCGCCGCCAUCGCCAACAUCUCGUUUAUAGACAACCUAGCGUGUGAAUACAUCAAGAAGUACCACACGACAGAGGUGUUCGUCGACGCCUGUCGCACGGGCAGAGCGUCUAUGAUAUUCGCCAAGGAUCAGAUCGCCACGGUGUUUGCGAACAUGGCGGCCGUGGAGAGAUGCCGGUGUGAGAUUGUGGAGAAGGGAGGAUUGGAGCUUCUCAUGCAGCUGCUGCAGGAGAGACCAGGCGUGCAGCAGAGAGCCACGCAGAAGGUGGCGUGCGAGCGCGUGCUGCAGAAGUCUGCGAUCGCUCUCACGAGGCUGAGCUGCAUGGAGGAGAUAGCAGCCGAGAUUGUUCAGCUGACAGGUAUGAAUGCCGCCAUACGCCGCAUCACGUCCGCCUGCAACAUGCCCAGCUUUGACGACCCCAACAUCCGCGACCUCGUCGAGCUGCGGCUCAUUGACGCCUACAACAUCUGCUCGGGCCGCCAGGGGGAGACACUCGUCAUCAGCAACGAGAACUUCACGCAGGCGGCGCCACCGUCGCGACCGCGUGCCCGUCGCCGCCGACCGAACGCGACAAGGACGACGACGACGACGACGACCGCCAGGUGGCGCACGAGAGCAGCGACGAGUACGAGCUGA
Priapulus caudatus is the source of this 1448-nucleotide messenger RNA. RefSeq names its product protein inscuteable homolog. Lineage: Eukaryota; Metazoa; Priapulida; Priapulimorpha; Priapulimorphida; Priapulidae. Gene Ontology annotation, molecular function: cytoskeletal adaptor activity. Gene Ontology annotation, cellular component: apical cortex. The record is from RefSeq and is a predicted model, not a curated record. Gene Ontology annotation, biological process: apical protein localization; establishment of mitotic spindle orientation; regulation of asymmetric cell division.